Messenger RNA from Boleophthalmus pectinirostris (great blue-spotted mudskipper), 958 nucleotides. RefSeq lists its product as uncharacterized. The transcript is spliced from 6 exons. Gene Ontology annotation, molecular function: protein binding. Bases 155 to 958 code for a protein of 267 amino acids. NCBI's taxonomy places the organism in Eukaryota, Metazoa, Chordata, Actinopteri, Gobiiformes, Gobiidae. The record is from RefSeq and is a predicted model, not a curated record.
AACCCAAAGCUAACUACAUCACAUGAUGUCUUAGCUGAUGCCUGUCUGAGCUUUCAGGCAAGCAUUAAUAUGGAAGGCAAACCUCAGAAAGGGGAGCCACCAGAGGAACUAAGCAAAGUGGUGGCAAGACAGACAGAAACGUGAACAACAGAAUAUGCCUAAGAGAGCACCCACUCAGCCACAGGCAGUGAAGGGGUCCGCUAAUACAGGAGCUGCUACAAAAAGGAGCCAAGGUAGAGCACAGCCAAGAAAAGGCUCAGCCUCUAAAGCUCCUGCCCCUGUGACCCCUGGAAGGACAGAAAGGACUGCUCCUGCCAUCAAACCCCCUGCUGCCAGAGGGAGACCUAGGGUAGCUGCAAAAUCCUCCAACAACAGUACCAAACGCAUCAACUCAUCAAGCAAGUCCAAACAAGAAGUAUCAGCCAAACCUACUGACACAGUCACAGAGCCAAUGAAAGAAAGUGUCAUUGAGUCCAGUCCAGUAAAUCCCAAGUCUCACGUCCCACGCAUUGGCCUAGCUCGUGCCUUAUGUCGCUCAGAUAAGCAUGAACAAGCAAAAACUCUCUAUCAAGAAGUCAUCUCAAUGUCACCAAAGGUGCAUGAUGCCUACAUUGAGCUUGUGCAGCUGCUGGAGCCCUCAGACCCACAGGCUGCAGUGGAGGUGUACUGCAGAUAUCCUCUGAAGCCAGUGGCUGAACAAACUUUUGAUGAUGCAUUCAUUACAGGAGAGAUUGUCCGAAUUCUUAUGAAGCUGGAGCUAUAUGACCAUCCAGAGCUUGGCUCAAGCCUUGUAGCGUAUGGAAAAGUCAUGGGACUAAGUUGCAUCGAGAAGUACAUAGACAUUUUGGAUGGAAAAUCAAUGAACAAACUGCUAAGAAGUGUCUAUGCAGAGAUGCAUGACAAACCAGAGGAUGACCCUGAACUACAGGACUUUUUUAGAUUUAAAUACUGGUUAUGA